AUGCAUAGAACCCGCCGGGCCUCUCACACAUCUUCCCACGAGGACACGCCCGUGCCUUCCCGGUCCAAUGUGCCCAAGACUACCCCCGGGGACUCGCAGCGGGAUCCUUGGCAGCCGGGGUCGGGGUCGGGGUCGCAGCACAUCCGCCCCGGCAGUGGCAAAUCGCACACCCACACCCACGCCCACGCCCACGCCCACGCCCAGCAUCAGCAUGGAACGUCGCAGCAACAUGCGGAGGGUCUGGCGCGCGUGCAGACGGGCGCAUCCUCCGCGAAGCCGCCGAAGUGGUGGCGUGUACGGCUCUUCCGCGGUAUGAUCCAGGAUAUCAAGCGGCGGGCGCCGUUCUACGCGAGUGAUUGGACGGAUGCAUGGGAUUACCGUGUGAUCCCGGCGACGGUGUACAUGUAUUUUGCCAAUAUUUUGCCUGCGCUUGCGUUCUCGCUGGAUAUGUUCGAGAAGACGGACCAGAGCUAUGGGGUGAAUGAAGUGCUGCUUGCUUCGGUUCUCGGGGCUGUGGUGUUUGCGCUAUUUGCUGCGCAGCCGUUGGUGAUUGUUGGUGUUACUGGUCCGAUCACAGUCUUCAACUACACUGUUUAUGAUAUUGUCUCUCCGCGUGGGACGCCGUAUCUCGCGUUCAUGUGCUGGAUUGGAAUCUGGUCGUUGAUUAUGCAUUGGGUCUUGGCCAUCACGAACGCCUGUAAUGGCCUGACCUAUGUGACGCGUUUCUCAUGCGAUAUCUUCGGCUUCUACGUUGCGUUCAUCUACCUCCAGAAGGGGAUUCAGGUUCUGACUCGGCAGUGGGGGCAGGUUGGAGAGGCGUCCGCGUACCUGAGUAUCAUGGUCGCCCUCCUUGUCCUCAUGAGCGGCUGGAUCUGUGGGGAGCUCGGUAAUAGCACCCUGUUUCAGAGAUAUGUGCGCAAAUUCCUGGAGGACUACGGCACGCCGUUGACUAUCGUGUUCUUUACUGGAUUUGUCCACAUCGGCCAUAUGAGGGACGUCGAGGUUGCGACCUUGCCCACCAGCAAGGCGUUUUUCCCUACGGCUGAUCGGGAUUGGCUGGUGGAUUUUUGGAAUAUCUCUGUUGGGGAUAUCUUCCUGGCCAUUCCAUUCGCUCUGCUGCUGACUAUUCUCUUCUACUUUGACCACAAUGUGUCAUCACUUAUCGCGCAGGGGACAGAAUUUCCUCUACGCAAACCUGCCGGUUUCCACUGGGAUAUCUGGCUGCUGGGGCUCACUACCUUCGUCGCUGGCAUCCUGGGCAUCCCCUUUCCCAACGGAUUGAUCCCCCAAGCACCGUUCCACACAGCCGCGCUGUGCGUCACGCGCGACGUCGCUGACAACGACGACACUAAUAAGGGCAAGACGAUCCGUAUCACCGACCAUGUAGUCGAGCAGCGAGUGAGCAACUUCGCCCAGGGUCUCUUGACACUCGGGACGAUGAGCGGCCCGCUUCUCAUCGUCUUGCAUUUGAUCCCACAGGGUGUCAUGGCCGGCCUUUUCUUCGUCAUGGGCGUGCAGGCCCUGCAAGGCAACGGGAUCACGCAGAAACUCAUAUUCCUAGCGCAGGACAAGAACUUCACCCCCGCGUCCAACCCGUUGAAGAGGAUUGAGCGCAGACGCGCCAUUUGGAUGUUUGUUAUUAUAGAACUGAUCGGAUUUGGGGCCACAUUUGCCAUCACACAGACGAUUGCCGCCAUCGGAUUCCCGGUGAUCAUUCUGCUGCUCAUCCCGCUGCCGUUCUUUGUGCUGCCGUAUUGGUUCACGAGGGAGGAACUAGCUAUUCUCGAUGGACCGACUGCGAGUCCCUUUACGAUGGAAAGCGUUGGUGGAACAUAUGGCUAUGAUGAGGUGGAAACCUCGGCUCCGUCGGCAGUAGAACCGCACCAGCACGGCUCUAGAACAGACGCGAUAGAUUCUUCCAUGAUGCGGAGAGAUGUAUCGUCUGAGUCCCCAGUAGAAGAUGAUCUGGAAAGAGGAGAGUCCCACGAACUACAUCCCAUGUCUUCGAUCCGGAGGCGGAGUGUUUCAGGUCGAGCGGACUGA
Messenger RNA from Aspergillus clavatus NRRL 1, 2043 nucleotides. RefSeq names its product anion exchange family protein. Gene Ontology annotation, cellular component: plasma membrane; fungal-type vacuole. Gene Ontology annotation, biological process: monoatomic anion transport; monoatomic ion homeostasis; borate transport. Gene Ontology annotation, molecular function: borate efflux transmembrane transporter activity; solute:inorganic anion antiporter activity. NCBI's taxonomy places the organism in Eukaryota, Fungi, Ascomycota, Eurotiomycetes, Eurotiales, Aspergillaceae. The record is from RefSeq and is a predicted model, not a curated record. Bases 1 to 2043 code for a protein of 680 amino acids. The transcript is spliced from 5 exons.